Cyprinus carpio (common carp) is the source of this 686-nucleotide messenger RNA. Its product is annotated as Golgi apparatus membrane protein TVP23 homolog B-like. The transcript is spliced from 7 exons. NCBI's taxonomy places the organism in Eukaryota, Metazoa, Chordata, Actinopteri, Cypriniformes, Cyprinidae. Gene Ontology annotation, cellular component: Golgi membrane. The coding region runs from base 91 to 666 and encodes 191 amino acids. The record is from RefSeq and is a predicted model, not a curated record. Gene Ontology annotation, biological process: protein secretion; vesicle-mediated transport.
UUCUGUUCAGGCGCGAUGUAGUCAGUCCUUACAGACCCGGAAGUGACGUGUCGUGUAACAUCAGCAGCACCAUCGACAACAGCAGUCGAAAUGAAGCUGGACUCAAACGAUGAUGAAGAUGUGGCUUUAUUUGAUGCUGAGGAAGAUUCAGCCACGAGAAAGAACAAGAUCAAGCAUCCGGUGGCAUCGUUCUUCCAUCUGUUCUUCCGGGUCACUGCCAUCCUGGUCUACCUGCUGUGUGGUUCAGUCGGGGGAUCCUUCAUCGCCUGUAUGGUCACCAUCAUUCUUCUUGUCGUGUGUGUUACUUGUGGGUGGUGGUGUUUUAAUAUUACCGGCCGUCUGAUGGUGGGUUUGCGCUGGUGGAAUCAAGUGGAUGAUGAUGGAAAAAACCAUUGGGUGUUUGAGUCCAGAAAGGUACACACACACACACACACACACACACACAGUCCUCAGUUGUCUUGUUUUCUGGUUGCUUUCUUUACGCUCGUCUCCUUUAAGAUCCGAUGGCUGGCCGUGGUGAUUUUGGGAGUGGUGUUACAGGGAGCCAAUCUCUACGGAUACGUGCGCUGCAAAGUAGGAGCCAGAACAAACCUGAAGAACAUGGCCACAAAUUACUUUGGGCGGCAGUUUCUAAAACAGGCUUUCACAAAACAAGAGGAGUCAUAGGAAGGAGCGUCUGACCUUCA